Molecule: messenger RNA, 1464 nt
Organism: Dalotia coriaria
Lineage: Eukaryota; Metazoa; Arthropoda; Insecta; Coleoptera; Staphylinidae
Exons: 4
Coding region: 230-1150 (306 amino acids)
Cellular component (GO): sarcolemma; dystrophin-associated glycoprotein complex
Source: RefSeq, a predicted model, not a curated record
CAAAGGUGAGAGAGAACCCGCACGAAGUGGGGCCCACGAAUGUCGAUGCAAGUCAACACCGAGUUUCUGCUCGCGCUGCUCGCAUCAGUCCAACAGUCCACAACAACCAAGCAACUCGUUCGCACGCACUCGCCACGAAACUUUUUCACGCGGUGUGCUUAUUUACAACAACACGCGCGCGCACACCCAACUAAAGUUUUUUACCAAACAAUAACAAGUGCAUCGCGCAAUGUCGCACGCGAAUUUUUACAGCAGUCGACCCGGUAGUUACUACGACAAUUACGGUGGCGAUAAAGACAAUACAUACGACGGUUACGAGGAUGAUAAAUACGAUCAAUUACGAAACGAGCUGCUGGGCUUCGAAAGGACUAAAAGUCCCACGCAAACCAUUUCCUUAUUGACAACGGUGCCGCAGAACAUCACACCGGCAAACAUUGCAGGCCGACAUGCGCCUACCAGACACAGUUUGAGACACAGCAGGAUGAUCGUCAUGAAUCGCCUCAAUACAGUUCCCACCAAAACCACGCCUCCCAUGAUACGGUUUCACAAGCUAGCCAAGGUCCUUGUCGCAUUGCAAUUCGUACUUGGGAUAUGUGUUUGUGCCAUUGCCUUCUGGAUCUACCUCUUCGCGCCCAACAUCAAUGAGAGAGACAUUCCCUACUGGUCUGGAAUUCCGUUGGUCAUCUCAGGGUUAAUUGGCUUUCUUUUGCUUUUCUGUACGCGGCGAAGACCAAAGAAUGCUUUUGCUCAUUCCAUCAAGAUUCUCAGCGUAUUUUUAAGCACUGUAGCAGGUGUCAUCAGUCUUAUUGCAAGUGUAUUCGCCUGCAUCCACCUGAUGGGCUUGCUGUUCAUGGCAUGUGAACCGCAAGUCCAUCUGAACAACACCUGCUUGUGCACGCUGUCCAAUUCGACCAGCUUGCCGGCGUUCAUCGAACAGCAGCACCACUACGCCGAUCUGCAGUGUCAUGAGCUGAACAAUUUCUUCGUCUUCCUCAUGAUUGGUUCCUGCGGCGCUAAUCUAAUCGGUGCGCUCGUUGCACUUUGGUAUGUCUACCUGCACUGGUCCAGCCGUUAUCUCUAUGCGUACACGAAAGUGCAGACGAAUGCUGCGAAAGAAUCGCAGGGGACAAACGGUACAAAUCCACACUGAUCUGCUACGUCAAGCAAUUACCAACUUUUUCUCUUAGUAAACCAAAGCAUUCAUUUUUAUAAAAGAAUAAUUUUGAAACAAGCGACUUAAACAUAGACAUACUUGUAAAUAUACUUUUACUGUGUUUAUCAUAAUAUAUUUAUUUUAAUAUACUUAUAACGUAGGCAUAAUUUCAUACCAAAGUUAAAUAGGUAAACUUUGUAACAUUGCAAUAAAUCUCAGACUUAAAAAAUUGGGUGCAUACUUGUUUGCAAUACUAAAACAAGUAUAACUAUGGUACAAAUCAAUCCAAUAAAUACAUAUUUGUAAAUAUA